Messenger RNA from Saccoglossus kowalevskii, 3702 nucleotides. RefSeq lists its product as uncharacterized. The record is from RefSeq and is a predicted model, not a curated record. NCBI's taxonomy places the organism in Eukaryota, Metazoa, Hemichordata, Enteropneusta, Harrimaniidae.
AUGUUUAGGGAUGUGAAUAUCAGUCCAUCGCCACGAAGACUUGACAGAUCAUACCUUGUUAAGAUUAAAAAGUGGAUCCAGUCAGAUACCAAGUCCCAUGCAAGAGUAUCACUUGAAGAGGAAUUUAUCAAGUAUCAAGAAAAUAUUUCUCCCAUCAAAUGUAAUAAGCUUGGUCCAUUCUUGAAGAGUUUGUUCAUGGAAAAAUAUUGGGAUACUGAAUAUGUCAAUACAGAUUUUACAAGUAACAAAGAAGCCAUACACUCUGAUAAUCAGCAGAAAUACAUAAAGUGCCAUUCACUAACUUUACCAGAUGGUUUUCCUGAUAGGCUUGCCAUUGAUUCAGAACAUCAUUCAUCAGCAGCUGGCAUUGAAGACAGUGAAGCAAUAAAAUACUGUGACAGUCAACAGAAUGGCUCAGAGCAACCACCAUCUUCCGCUGGAAAGACAGAUUAUAAACUGAAAAGCAGUUCUCAUUGUAGAGUUGUCAGUGAUUCUGGAAAUGAACCAUCAUCAGCAGCUGGCAUUGAAGACAGUGUAAUUGAUGUAAAUACUUGUAACCAAGCAACAGAAUACUGUGACAGCCAACCACAUGGCUCAGAUCAUCCACUAUCUUCACCUGGAAAGGCAGAUGAUAAACUUAAAAGCAGUUCUCAUGGUAGAGUUGUCAGUGAUUCUGGAAAUCAACCAUCAUCAGCAGCUGACAUUGAAGACAGUGUAAUUGAUGUAAAUACUUGUAACGAAGCAACAGAAUACUGUGACAGCCAACCACAUGGCUCAAAUCAUCCACUAUCUUCACCUGGAAAGGCAGAUGAUAAACUUAAAAGCAGUUCUCAUGGUAGAGUUGUCAGUGAUUCUGGAAAUCAACCAUCAUCAGCAGCUGGCAUUAAAGACAGUGUAAUUGAUGUAAAUACUUGUAACCAAACAACAGAAUACUGUGACAGCCAACCACAUGGCUCAGAUCAUCCACUAUCUUCACCUGGAAAGGCAGAUGAUAAACUUAAAAGCAGUUCUCAUGGUAGAGUUUUCAUACAAGGAGUGAAAAGAAAAUGUUGUUUCUUGGAUCUCUAUGGAGAACAUCUGAUAGUCAGUGAUACUGGUAACAAUGUUGUAUAUGUGACUGAUCUGAGUGGAAAACUUCUUAACCAGUUUGGACAUAAGGGUAUUGGUUUUGGCGAGUUCAAUGGACCAACUGGUGUAACUGUUGAUACCUGUGGCAAUAUUCUGGUGGCUGAUAAUAGGAAUGAUCGUAUCCAGUCAAUACAAGGAGUGAAAAGAAAAUGUUGUUUCUUGGAUCUCUAUGAAGAACAUCUGAUAGUCAGUGAUACUGGUAACAAUGUUGUAUAUGUGACUGAUCUGAGUGGAAAAAUCGUUAACCAGUUUGGACAUAAGGGUAUUGGUUUUGGUGAGUUCAAUGGACCAACUGAUGUAACUGUUGAUACCUGUGGGAAUAUUCUGGUGGCUGAUAAUAGGAAUGAUCGUAUCCAGGUGUUAACUUUUUCGCAAAAAAUUCCUGAUUCCCUGGCGAGGGUAGUGCAGAAAUAUGAAAUGUUGAAAAAGAACAAUAGACAAUCACGGAAAAAGGAUAUGGAUGCAGCAAACGAAAAGACGGAUAUGGAAAGUCAUGAUAUCGUGGAUGAUACCUCAAGAGAAUUCGUGCCAAUGGUUCAUAUUGACGGAGCAGACGACACCACUGCAGCAGAUUUGGAAGUCAUCGUUCGCAAUUUUGUGUUUGAUAGUGAGUUUCAUUUCUUUCAGUCAGGAGAAAUAGGGGUGACUCUGAAAAAUUCCCUUCCUAAUCUGAAGACCAGAACAAGUUCAGAUCAAAGUGGUCUUGAAGAAAAGAUGUCACAGCUCAUUUUAAGUAUUGACGAUAAACUUGCAUGGGAAGAAAUCCCAUCAGAAGACGAAGAAGUGAACAGUGAUGAAAAAAUAGAGACACAGAAUAUCGACAAGAAUGAAAAAUUUACCAUAGAUGAAAUGGCAUGUGUUCGAUGUGAGGAAAUAAAUGAAAUGACUGGUGUCCAGCCUGAGGAAAUAAAUGAAAUGACCAAUAUUCAGUGUGAGCAAAUAGAUGAUAUGACUGAUGUGCGAUGUGAAGAAAUAGCAGAAAUGGCCGAUGUGCAAUGUGAGGAAAUAAAUGAAAUAGCCGAUGUGCAGUGUGAAGAAAUAGCUAUGGAAGAAAUACAUUCAAAAGAAAGUGAGAUUGGAGAACUUGAACUAGUUAGCAAACCUACUUCAGAAUCAAUAGAUGUUCUAGAGAAGAAGUCAAAAAGUGAGACAGCAUUAAGUGUAAGAUCAGACAAGUCCAAAUCCAAAUCUAAAAUGAAAAGACCACUCACCUUCAAAUAUAGUAGUAAAACUGCGCUGUUUGCUGCUGACUUGAAAACUAAAAGAAGUCUUGAACUGAUUGACCAGGAUAAAAAAGUUGUUAGGAAUACUAGUAGCAGAGGGAGUACAUGUAGUAAUGAGCUGACACAGCUGAAAGAAGAUUCAAUUUCAGGACGCAGACCUCUGAGUUAUCACUGUAUGGAAAAUGCAAGUACAGUUAGUUUGGUGUCACUAACCUCAAUGGAUAGUCGGGGAAGAAGAUCCCUAGCAAGGUUACCAAUCUCAUCUCAGAUAACUGCCAAAAUCCUGAAUCAGUCAGAAGAAAGUAUUAUUCCGUCAUUAAAGACAAACGAAUCGGUGACUUCUUUCAGUAAAUACAGUCAGAGAUCUGCAGAAAAUGUUAAGGUUGGCACCAAAGAUAGCUUUGUCUGGACACCAAAUCCAUUCUAUGAAGAUGAUGACAGCGACAUCACUGACUAUAUAUAUAUGGCAGAUGCUCUACAAUAUUACAGACACUUUAUACAGAUAGAAAAGUUAGACAAGAAGGAACGACGCAAGAAAAAGAGAAGACAAAUUGAAAGUGAAUUAUUGCAACAAAAGCAAGAACUAGAAGAUAUGAUAAAGGAAGCAAGAGAGAAAUAUUCUGUUUACCCUGGCAAUUUUAAAGGUAUCGAUGGCACUGAAAAUGCAGGAGAUGAUACUAAACAGGUCUCUGUUGGCACUAAAGACAAAAGACAAGAUAGAGAUGAUAUUAAGCAGAACUACAUUCCCACUGGAAACACAAGACAAGAUAGAGAUUACACUAAAAAGGCCUACGUUGGCAAUAGAAACACAGAACCAAAUAGAAAUUAUACUGAACAGGCAUACGUUAGAUCCCAGCUAGAAGCCCUGCCAGAAUUUACACCUGUGUUCAUUUAUACAAUAACUGUCAUACAGAUCAUAUUAUUUAUUAUUUUGUGUGCUCUGGGAGGUCUGGCGCCAAUUGAACUACAACCAAGUACAACAUACAUGGAAAACAUCAAGACAUUUGUUGGUACUGAAACUAUUGAAGGUAAAACAUUGCCGAACUUAUGGAUAGGACCAAGUGCACAAUAUUGGAUAGGUGCUGGUGUCUGGAAGAAUGAGAAAUGUUGCGAGAGAGAAGCUGGUGAAAACAGUGUAGCACAUAUAUUGAAACCAUGCUGUAUUGGUUUGACUGGUCAGUGUGUGCUUGUCACUCAUGAACACUGUACUUUCCAUCAAGGAGUCUACCAUACUGAUGAAGACCAUUGUAAUCAGAUCAACUGUUUACAAGAUGUCUGUAACUUUGGAGGAUUUAACCUCAAGUCUUCUUCCGGUAAGUGUAACAUACGAUUCUCUGGUUAUAAAGGCUAA